Molecule: messenger RNA, 9813 nt
Organism: Labrus bergylta (ballan wrasse)
Lineage: Eukaryota; Metazoa; Chordata; Actinopteri; Labriformes; Labridae
Source: RefSeq, a predicted model, not a curated record
UUCAGUGACUGCUGAGAGGAGAGGUGGAGGACUUUUCUAUCGCCGUCUGUAACUUAGUUGAGGAUAAAUUAAUGUGUAUUUGAAGCGGUUUAAUGGAACAACGCGUAGAACUCGUGAAAUACGGCUGAAAUGUUGUAGUUUGGCACUACAGAACUUUCCCUCUUAAUUGUGUGUGACCCAUUUUCAGCGAGACAUUUUUGAGAACUAGCGAACUGCUUCAGGGGAGAACUCAACUUCGGUGCUGGCGACCUUAUGUGGAUUUUACAAAAAAUAUGGAGCAGUUUCCCGGUUUCUCCUCGGGCAGAUCACUAGUCCUGGUCUUCUGCUUCAUCCGACUCUCUUUGGCUCUGCAAUGUAUGGAUGAUAAGGCUCCUUGUGUGAACAACGCCACAUGUCUGACUUUUAGCAAUGGCACUGAGUACUGCAGGUGUGCACCAGGCUUUCUGGGUGAGUACUGCCACCAUAAGGACCCUUGUCAACCUGGUUACUGCCUGAAUGGAGGGAACUGCUCCGUGUCCAUGUCAGCUGUGGCGGGCAGCACUGUCUGCACCUGCCCUCUCGGCUACACCGGACAACACUGCCAAACGCCCCAGAACUCGACAUGUUACCCCAGCAACCCCUGUGCCAACAAAGGUGUCUGCACACUGCUUUCACUAGACAAGUUCAAGUGCGAGUGUGCCAGAGGAUGGACAGGGCUGCAGUGUGAGCAGGAGGAUAGCUGUCUGUCUAGUCCCUGUGCCAACGGGGGAACAUGCAGUUCCCUGUCUGGUGGAAGAUACACAUGUUCUUGUCCGAGUGGCUACAUUGGUCCUCGGUGCCUUAAUGACACCAAUGAAUGUGCUGUUACACCCUCCAUAUGCCAGAAUGAAGGAUUAUGCCUUAAUACUCCUGGCUCCUACAAGUGUAUCUGUGCCCUGGGGUUUACUGGCAGAAACUGUGAAAGCUCAUACAUCCCUUGCUCACCUUCACCCUGCCUCAAUGGAGGCACCUGCCACCAGAACUCUGAAACCAGCUACUCUUGCCACUGCCUUCCAGGUUUUAAUGGAACGAACUGUGAGAACAACAUUGACGAUUGUCCCGGUCAUCAGUGUGCUAAUGGAGGAACCUGUAUGGAUGGAGUGAACACCUACAACUGCCAGUGUCCUCCAGAGUGGACUGGUCAGCACUGUACAGAAGAUGUAAAUGAGUGCCGCCUGCAGCCAAACACGUGUCAGAAUGGAGGAACCUGCAGCAACCUGAUUGGCAGCUACGUCUGUGUGUGUGUUAACGGCUGGAGUGGACCUGACUGCUCUGAAAACAUUGAUGACUGUGCAACAGCAGCGUGCAGCCCCGGCUCCACAUGCAUCGACCGUGUUGCGUCUUUUGUCUGUGUCUGUCCCCAUGGAAAGACAGGUUUGCUCUGCCAUAGAGAUGAUGCUUGUAUUAGUAACCCCUGCAGAGCGGGCUCUCAGUGUGACACCAACCCCAUCAGUGGCAUGUACAACUGUAACUGUCCAGCAGGAUAUGUAGGCAGCACCUGCCAGACUGACAGAGAUGAAUGCAGCAUUGGUACCAACCCCUGUGAGCAUGGUGGUCAGUGUGUGAACACUGAUGGCUCCUUCACCUGUAACUGUGCUAGAGGUUAUGAUGGGCCUCGCUGUGAGCAGGAUAUCAACGAGUGUGCUUCAAACCCCUGCCAGAACGAUGGCACUUGCCUGGAUCGCAUUGGGGACUACACCUGCAUCUGCAUGCCUGGAUUUGAGGGGAUUCACUGUGAGAACGAGGUGAAUGAAUGUCUCAGUUCGCCCUGUCUGAACCAGGGGAAAUGUCUGGACCAGGUCAGCCGCUUCAUCUGCGAGUGCCCAGCAGGCUUCAAUGGGGAAAUGUGCCAAAUAGACGUAGACGAAUGUUCCAGCACACCCUGUUUAAAUGGAGCUAAGUGUAUUGAUCGGCCCAACGGAUACGAUUGUGAAUGUGCUGAAGGCUUUAAUGGUCUACUUUGUGAGGACAACAUCAAUGACUGCGUACCAGAGCCCUGCCACCACGGUGUGUGUAAAGACGGCAUCGCCACCUUCUUCUGUGAGUGCCAACUUGGAUACACAGGCUCAAUCUGUAACAUCCAGGUCGACGAGUGCCACAGCAACCCUUGUCAGAACCGAGGACGCUGCAUUGACCGGGUCAACACCUACCAGUGUAACUGCCCCCCAGGAACCACAGGGGUGAACUGUGAGAUCAAUGAAGAUGACUGUGCAAGCAGCCCCUGUGAAUAUGGAGAAUGCCAUGAUGGCAUCAACGAGUACAAGUGUGUGUGUGCCCCAGGAUAUACAGGAACUAAAUGUGAGGUGGAGAUCAAUGAAUGUGACUCAAACCCAUGUAUGAGUGGGGGAACCUGCAUGGAUAAGCUCAACAGUUUUCAGUGCCUGUGCCCACCCAGCACCCACGGGCCACUGUGCCUCUCUGGGAGAGACCACUGUGCUACUCAGCCCUGUGUGCACGGAGAGUGUGUUGAACAGCAACACGGGUAUCAUUGUGAGUGUGAAGCUGGCUGGGUGGGACAUCACUGUGAGGAGGAAAAAGAUGAGUGCCAGCCUAAUCCGUGCCAAAAUAGUGGCAACUGUGUUGAUCGACACAAAGGCUACACCUGUCAGUGUCAACCUGGAUUCAGAGGUGUGAACUGUGAGAAGAACGUAGAUGAAUGUGCAUCAGGGCCUUGUCUGAAUCAGGGCUUUUGUAUUGAUGGAAUCAACAGUUACACCUGCCAGUGCAGCCCCCCAUUCACAGGUAAACACUGUGAGGUGGAACAGGAUCCCUGUGCUUCUCAUCCAUGUGAGAGAGGAGGAGUGUGUCGUCCAUCUGCAGACUACACCUCUUAUACCUGCCAAUGUCCCGCUGGCUGGCAAGGCCCACGCUGCAGUGAGGAUGUGAAUGAAUGCAAAAAGAGCCCAUGCAAAAAUGGUGGUCGUUGCAUGAACAGUCCUGGCAGCUACACGUGUAAAUGUCAACCUGGAUACAGCGGACACAACUGUCAGACCGACAUUGAUGACUGCUCACCAAUCCCCUGCCUGAACGGAGGCUCCUGUGUGGAUGGUGUUUGGAGCUUCUCCUGCGACUGUCGUCAGGGUUUUGAAGGGGAUCGCUGUGAGAUCGAAGUAGACGAGUGUGCGAGCCAGCCCUGCAGGAACGGUGCCAUCUGCAGGGACUAUGUCAACAGUUUUGUGUGCGAGUGUCGUCCAGGGUUUGAUGGAAUCUUGUGUGAACACAACAUCCUCGAAUGUACUGAGAGCUCCUGUCUGAAUAACGGUACUUGCAUCGAUGAUAUCAACACUUUCUCUUGUCGUUGCCGUCCUGGUUUUUAUGGGACCUUCUGUGAGUAUGAGCGGAAUGAGUGUAACUCUCAGCCCUGUAAGAAUGGAGGCACUUGCACCGAUGGCCUGGACGCUUACCGCUGCACCUGCCCUGUAGGAUACAAUGGCCGAAACUGCCAGAACUAUGUGAACCUGUGCAGCCAGGUACGCUGUCUCAACGGUGGCUCCUGCUCACAGACAGCGACCUCCUGGACCUGUCACUGUGCAUGGGGAUGGACUGGAUUGUACUGUGACAUCCCGUACCAGUCCUGCCAGGACUUUGCUGCCACUAAGGGUAUUGAAGUGGAGAAUGUGUGUGAGAAUGCCGGGAGGUGCGUGAAUGAGGGCAAUUCUCACAAGUGUCAGUGCCAGCCAGGAUACACGGGCAGCUACUGUCAAGACAAGGUCGAUGAGUGCAAGUCAAACCCUUGCCGCAACGGAGCGACAUGCAAGGACUACCAGAGCACAUACGAGUGUGUUUGUAAGUCGGGCUUCCAGGGGGUGAACUGUGAGUAUGAUGUUGAUGAGUGCCACUCAAAGCCCUGCCUUCAUGGUGGAACUUGCAUCAACCUCAUCAACCGCUUUACCUGCGCCUGCCCACCUGGAACCAAUGGGCUCCAGUGUGAGGUGAACAUGGAUGACUGUGCCCCUCAGCCCGGCUCCUCAGAACCUCGCUGUAGGAACGGAGGACAGUGCGUGGACGGUGUGGGUCGUUACACAUGCUCCUGCCCUCCAGGAUAUGUCGGAGAACACUGUGAGGGCGAUCUGAAUGAAUGCCUGUCUGGGCCCUGCCACGCCCCUGGAAGCCUUGACUGUGUGCAGCUGGUCAACGAUUAUCAGUGUCGCUGUCGCCUUGGAUACACGGGUCGUCACUGUGAGUCUAUGGUAGAUCUGUGUCUGUCCAAGCCAUGUCACAACAAUGGCGUCUGCUCUAUGAACAUGAGUUCAGUUCACAGCUAUACCUGCUCCUGUCCAUCUGGCUUUACUGGAUUUAAUUGUGGUGAAAUCGAAGGUUACAGUUGUGAGAAGCUACGAUGUCAGCAUGGAGGGCACUGUGUGGAGUCACAAGUCGGGCACCUGUACUGCCAGUGCCAGCCCGGCUUCAGCGGGCCACACUGCGAGAAUGAACAGAGGUGUUCAUUGGCCUGCCAAAAUGGAGGAACCUGCAUCAAAGACCAAUUCAACCAGUACAGCUGCCGCUGCCCCACACAUUUCUCUGGACGACAAUGUGAAAACACACUCGUCAUACCACGCACUAUAUCCUGCCCCUAUCUGCAAUGUGAGCGGCAGUCAGGGGAUAAAGUGUGUGACGAUCAGUGUAACAACCACGAGUGUCAGUGGGAUGGAGGAGACUGCUCUCUGAACUGGCAGCAGCCUUGGGUGAACUGUGCCGCCAGUGUUCCCUGCUGGGAUCGCUUUAAAAACGGACUCUGUGAUAAGGAGUGUGACAACCCCGGGUGUCUGUUUGACAGCUUUGAAUGUCAGGAGUCCAAACCAGCCUCCUGCAAGUAUGACAAGUACUGUGCAGACCAUUAUGGUAACGGUAACUGUGACCAGAGUUGCUACACAGAGGCUUGUGGCUGGGACGGUCUGGAUUGUUCGGCCGACAUUCCACCCAAACCAGUGGAUGGCUCGCUGGUUCUCGUGGUCCGGCUGCAGCCUAAAGAGCUGCUUGGAGACUUGCGGGGCUUCUUGCGUGCCCUGGGAGCCCUGUUGCACACCAACCUUAAGGUGAAACUGGAUGAAAACAAGAAGCCAAUGGUGAUGCCUUACUAUGGUACAGAGGAGGAACAGGGUCAACAGGCACAGAGGAGCAGACCCAAGAGGGAGCUAGAGAGGGAGGUUGUUGGAUCUGUUGUGCACCUGGAAAUCGAUAACCGUGAGUGUGUCCAGAGCUCUGACGACUGUUUCUCCAACACCGAUGAAGCUGCAUCCUUCAUCGCAGCGGCACACAUCAAGGGGGAAUUGCCUUACCCUCUAGUGUCUGUUAAUAGUAAACCAACAGAUCCAUCAACGUCACUGCUGCCAUACCUGGUCGGAGUGUCUGUGUUUAUUAUUUUCCUCAUCCUGGUGCUGGGGAUGCUAGCUGCCAAGAGGAAACAUAAACAUGGAUUACUGUGGCUGCCUGAUGGCUUCAUGGCCAAUAAAAAUGACAAGAGGAGAGAGCCUGUGGGACAAGAUGACCUUGACAUGAAGAAUUUUAAGACCCAGGAUGGAGCCAUGAUUGACGGAGGUCAGAGUCAGAGAUGGCUGGAAGAUGAGGUCCCACCCAAAAACCAAGAGUAAACUGAAGACAAACCCUUGCUGCCUAUGGCCAUGGAUGGAGGUGUUGACCACAGAGAGUGGACAAUGCAGCAUCGCAAGGCUGCUGACAUCACCCUCACCCCUCCUCAGGCUGACCUGGAUGCUGACGGUCUGGAUGUCAAUGUCAAAGGACCUGAUGGCUUCACACCCUUGAUGUUGGCUUCCCUGCGUAACGGCGGAGGCCCGGACUGUGGCCUACAUGGAGAGGAGGAGGAAGAAAGCGGAGGAGAGGAAGCCGGACCGAGUGUCAUUUCAGACCUGAUCGCUCAGGGAGCUUCUUUAAUUGCUCAAACCGACCGUACAGGAGAAACAGCGCUCCACCUUGCCGCCCGCUACGCCAGAGCUGAUGCAGCAAAGAGAUUGCUGGAUGCUGGAGCUGAUCCCAACGCGCACGAUAACAUGGGUAGAACACCUCUGCAUGCUGCUGUGGCCGCAGAUGCCCAGGGAGUCUUCCAGAUUCUAAUCCGUAAUCGUGCGACAGAACUGGACGCCCGGAUGAAUGAUGGCACAACUCCUCUUAUCCUGGCAGCAAGACUCGCCGUUGAGGGCAUGGUGGAGGAGCUGAUCCACUGCCAUGCUGAUAUCAAUGCUGUAGACGACCACGGCAAAUCUGCUCUGCACUGGGCUGCUGCCGUUAAUAAUGUGGAGGCCACUCUUGUGCUUUUGAAAAAUGGAGCCAACCGUGACAUGCAAGACAAUAAGGAGGAGACCCCUCUGUUUCUUGCAGCGAGAGAAGGCAGCUUUGAGGCGGCUCAGGUUCUCCUUGACCACUAUUCAAACCGUGAUAUCACUGACCACCUGGAUCGGCUGCCCCGUGAUACAGCUCAGGAGCGUAUGCAUCACGACAUAGUGCGUCUGCUAGACCAGUACAACCUGGUUCACAGUCCACACAACGGGCCUAACCACAUGGGCGGAGGUGGAAACUCCUCCGUAAUGUGCGCCAAUGGAACAGGUUACAUCGGCAUGCGUCCCGGGCCACAGGGAAAGAAGAGCAGGAGAGGGGGAGGCGGAGCGAAGGUGGGAGGAGUCAGCGGGGGAGCUAAGGAUCUGAAAGACAUGAAGGCAAAGAGAAGAAAGAAGCCUGCAGGAGGGGAGGGGCCAGGUGUGGGUGCUGGAGUGGGAGGAGGAAAUGGAGGAGGUACUGGAGGAGGGAAUGCUAAUGGUGUCAAGGCAGCUGGUGCACUUCCAGAGAGCUCCGUCACCAUGUCACCUGUCGACUCCCUUGAAUCCCCGCACUCUUACACAACUGACGUGUCUGGCGCUGUCUCCACCACAGCAAACUCCCCUCCCCUCCUGAGCAGCCCCACCUCCAGACCCAUGCUGCCCCCUGUUAGCCACAUGCUGGGUCAGCAGCAAGGCUGGGUGGGCAUGGCAAAGCACAGCUACAGUGGCCACAUGUUCGGCCUUGUGCCCCACCAGAUGGGCGGGUCUCACCCUGUCAUGGGCCAACACCACAGCCAGGGCCCCAUGCUCACCCCCAUGAACGUCACGAUGAGCAGAGAGCAGCUACCGCCGAUCGUCACGUUCCAGAUGAUGGCGCCCGGAGGAGGCCAGGCCAUGAUGAAGCAGCCGCAGCCCGGGCAAGUUCAGGUGACACAGUCCCAGGGGCAGAACCAGAGCCAGGGUCACUCCCAACAGCGGCCCGGCCACCUCCACUGCUCCCAGAGUCUGAUGUACCAGAUGCCAGAGCAGAUGAGCAUGACGCAUGGCCUCUCCCACACCAUGCAGCACCCCCACACCAUCACCCACGGGGGCCAUAGUGGGAUUGAGGGCCAAUCUCGGCAGCUGCCCUCCUACCCGCCCAUGCAGAGCCCAGUGGAUAAAUACCCCACGCCCCCCUCCCAGCACAGUUACACCACCGCUGGCUCAGAGGGCACCACCCCUGGCCACUCUGCCCACCCAGCCAGUGAGCACCCCUAUCUCACCCCUUCACCAGAGUCCCCAGACCCCUGGUCGUCCUCUUCCCCACACUCCAACUCGGACUGGUCUGACGUCACCACGAGCCCCACCCCUCUGGGGAACCCCCACCAUGCACUGCCGUCUUCACACCACACACACAUUCCAGAGCAGGUGCAGCCACAGUCGCAGCAGAUGCAGCAAGCAUCUCAGCAGUCUCAGCUUGGGAACAUGCAGGUGUUUGCGUAAGCUAGAAACAGAAAAGCAGAAACAGACAGACUUUUGGGUACUGAGUAAAUAACAACAAAUAGUAACUCGUCUGAUGCUUUUCUCUCUUCUCUCAUUAAUUCUCUUUGUUUGUUCUUUAUUAUAGCAAUCAGUCACCUCCCUUUUAUGUUUCUUUCUCCUCUUUGCACUUAAGAAAACUGUGUAUAGUUUCUCAACUGUAUUAAGUAUUAUCAGCUUAUCAUUCAAAAGUUCUCAGAACCAAAAAUCUGUGGAGUUAGCCCUCGGUCACAAACGAACAUCAGAUUUCCAUGUAGCUCCUUCGAUCUCGGCGGAGCUUCCUAUGAUCAUUGUUGGCAAGGUCAGACUUUUCUUUUUCGACCUUAGACACCAAAAUGGAAACGUUUGAUUGUGGGAUCAACAAGGAGCUGCCGACCGGAUAGCUGUCAGCUGAAACAAACAGACUGUUGAGAUGGACACUGAGAUCGGGACAGAAGCGUCCGCAUUGAUAUUGUCUGUCUAGGAGGACAUUGUCGUUUUGUACUGCUAUAUGUUGUACUCUUUUUUUUAAUGUUUAAUGUGAUAAGCCUGCCAAUACUAACUUUGUGUUGAACCAUUCACUCUUCGAUUUUAAAAUUAUGGGCCACUUUCAGUUGAUGCUUUACUUCAGCAAAACUACCUAGUCGUUCCCUUUUUUUGUGUUUUUAUUCAUGCUUUAUGUUUUAAUGUGCUAAAGCAGGAUUUUUAUAAAAUGCUGUUGCAUGACUAGAAAGACAGACAACAACAAAUCACAGAUAAUUAAGAGAUGCAAACAGAAGCAUGUUACUAAAAAACUUUAGUUUAUUUACUUUUUUGAUUACAGUUUUAUAUCAGUGUUUCCCAUCUAAAGUAAUCUCUCUGAACACACACAAGUGUUAGUAAGUGCAUUUGUAAUUUGGAUGUUAUAGGUGCAGAAAGAAAGCAGAGUGUUAUCCCUGUUUUGAGGGCAGUUACUGUUACAAUCAUAUUGUUUGGAUGCAGAUGUUUUGCCACAGACCAUAUACUAUACUUCAUCUGUUGUGGAGGGAUUCUUUCAGAAGCUUGACAAACUUUAUGCAAAUAAAUACAUUAGUUUUAGAUUGUUCUGUAUUGAAAUGUACAUAGACUUACAGCACAUUCUGCUUGUUGUUACUGAGCUCAGUAUGGUAAAGAUUUGUUGACUUUUUUUAAAAAAAUGUUUCUUUUUUUAUAAAUCCUGUUCGCACUUCUUCGAUGAUUCUGAAUGUUACAGAGGUGCGUGUUUUGAUCUUUUGAACUGCCUCUUACUUAAUGUUUUGUCCUCCAAAAUCAUUUAACCAGUUUUGCUCGACUACAAUCAGUGCAUCUUUGCACCUUUUUGAUUGUCAUGAUUCAUUGACUAAGUCUGGGUAUUUGUAAGGUUCAGAAAAGUAUUUUUUUUUCUUCCUUCUUAGAGAUGAUACAUGUCAUAGCUUUGUGCGACCACUCCUUAAACAGAGACAAUCAUUCAAUGGCUUUAUAUUCUCCUUAAAGAAGCGUCAGUGUCCUUAAGACCGGAUAAAACAUGUUCAGACAAUGUUAAUCAUUUCCUAAUUUCUUUCAGCUUCUGCCCUCUUUCCAGUGUGUUUGGUGAGAAAGAUUAUACAUGACACAAUUUUGGUAAAAAUAAUCAUUUUUAAAUUAAUUACCCUGGCAAGUCUGAAAAUUACACAACAAUUAUCGAACACACACAUUAGGUCAUUAUUGUGCCUGUUCUAAUGUUUCAAAAGCAUAUACAAAUACUCUACUUUGAGGUGUCAGUCAGCUUUUUUUUAAAGAAUUGAGCAUGUCAUUUCCGUUCAUAUGCAAGACCACGUGUCCAUGUUGUGUAUAUAAAAUAUUUUAUUUUUUUUAUUUUACUUUCCUGUUAACCAAAUAGCUUAACAUUUACGUGUCAUAUGAAGUAGUUGUCACCAUGUUUUAUAAGGUAGAAGAACUAAAACUGAUGAUAAAAAUAAGUUGUCUUUUGCAGAAAACCAAAUGAUCAUCCAAAUGUGCUUACUGAAAUAAAGUCCAAAUCGUCAUAGAA